Perognathus longimembris pacificus (Pacific pocket mouse) is the source of this 1760-nucleotide messenger RNA. It is a transcript of the gene B4galt1, whose product is annotated as beta-1,4-galactosyltransferase 1. Gene Ontology annotation, biological process: carbohydrate metabolic process; protein N-linked glycosylation. Gene Ontology annotation, molecular function: cytoskeletal protein binding; beta-N-acetylglucosaminylglycopeptide beta-1,4-galactosyltransferase activity. The coding region runs from base 127 to 1317 and encodes 396 amino acids. NCBI's taxonomy places the organism in Eukaryota, Metazoa, Chordata, Mammalia, Rodentia, Heteromyidae. The record is from RefSeq and is a predicted model, not a curated record. The transcript has 6 exons.
CUCCCCCCCGUCUGCCUCGGCCCCUCCCCCGGUCGCCGUGGUCGCCUUGCGCCUGGCGGGCGGCGGGCGGGCGGGCCGUCCCUCUCGGCCCGUAGCCCACCCCCCUCUUAAAGCCGCGGCGGGAAGAUGAGGUUUCGGGAGCCGCUCCUGGGCGGCAGCGCGGCGAUGCCCGGCGCGACGCUGCAGCGGGCCUGCCGCCUGCUCGUGGCCGUCUGCGCGCUGCACCUCGGCGUCACCCUCGUCUACUACCUGGCCGGCCGCGAUCUGAGCCGCCUGCCCCAGCUGGUCGGGGUCUCCACGUCGCUGCCGGGCGGCUCGAACGGCGCUCCCGUCGGCGCGCAGCCCUCCGGGGAGCCGGGCUCCCGGGGGCCCCGGCCGCCGCCGCCGCUGGGCGUCUCCUUAGAGCCUCGGUCGAGCCGCGACUCCAGCCCCGGUGCGGAAUCAGGCCCCCGCCCCGGGAGCAACUUGACUUCGGGGUCCCCCACCGCUGUGCGAUCGCUGCCUGCUUGCCCGGAGGAGUCUCCGCUGCUCAUUGGCCCCAUGCUGAUUCAGUUUAAUUUUCCUGUGGAUCUGGAUCUUUUGGCAAAACAGAACCCCGAAGUGAAGAUGGGUGGCCGUCACAGCCCUGAAGACUGCAUCUCUCCUCAUAAGGUGGCUAUCAUUAUUCCAUUCCGCAAUCGGCAGGAGCACCUCAAGUAUUGGCUCUAUUACUUGCACCCAAUUCUACAGCGCCAGCAGUUGGACUAUGGCAUCUAUGUUAUCAACCAGGCUGGAGAAACCAUGUUCAAUCGUGCUAAGCUCCUCAAUAUUGGCUUUAAAGAGGCCUUGAAGGACUAUGACUACAACUGCUUUGUGUUUAGUGAUGUGGACCUCAUUCCUAUGGAUGAUCAUAACACUUACAGAUGUUUUUCACAGCCACGGCACAUUUCUGUAGCGAUGGACAAAUUUGGAUUUAGCCUACCUUAUGUUCAGUAUUUUGGCGGUGUCUCUGCUCUCAGCAAACAACAGUUUCUUACCAUCAAUGGAUUUCCUAAUAAUUAUUGGGGCUGGGGAGGAGAAGACGAUGACAUUUUUAACAGAUUAGUUUUUAAAGGUAUGUCUAUAUCGCGCCCAAAUGCUCUCGUUGGGAAGUGUCGUAUGAUCCGCCACUCAAGGGACAAGAAAAAUGAACCCAAUCCUCAGAGGUUUGAUCGAAUUGCACACACAAAAGAAACCAUGCGCACUGAUGGUUUGAACUCACUCACCUACAAGGUGUUGGACAUACAAAGAUACCCAUUGUAUACCCAAAUCACAGUGGACAUCGGAACACCGAGCUAGCACUUGGAUACACAGAAGAGACCUGAAAAUGACCAGGAACCUCUGUAGUGUGUCUCUGCCAGUCUGCUGGGCUGGUCCCUCUCAUUUGUACAAUCUGAGUGAUAGGUCCCCUCACUCAUCAGCAGAUGCUUUUCCAGAUGACCAGGAUGAGUGGAAUUUUUUGCCCCCCACUUGGCUCGACACAUGAAUAAGUUCUACAAUGGUGCAAAAGCUGUCCACCUUUGGAGGCUUCUUGGCAUGUCACUGUAUCACCCAAGGAGUCAGUACUUUACACGCCUCAAAAUUUGGUGACUUGUGGGACUCAUUCUCACUGUUAAAUUGCUAAAUUGUGAAAUGGGUAAGAACCUGGCUUUUAAUUAUAUUGUUUUUCGCUUCGUGAAAAAUUGGAUACUACUGCUGAAUUUAGAUUGGUAUGCUGUUUUUGGUUGCCUUAUUUUAAACAG